Closterium sp. Naga37s-1 is the source of this 819-nucleotide messenger RNA. The record is from the annotation of a GenBank genome assembly. Lineage: Eukaryota; Viridiplantae; Streptophyta; Zygnematophyceae; Desmidiales; Closteriaceae.
AUGACUUCCUCUCCCAAUUCAAGCGGUACAGUAGUUAGGCGCCAGCGGCCUUGUACCACUCCUUCUGCCGCUGCUGCACGCGCACGGACGUCGCCUCGCCCCGUCUUGCCACAACCGUCUCCUCCCGUUAGUGCUUCUGCCGGGGAUGAACCGAGUAGUAGCUCCGAUGCUGCUCGCCCUCCCUUUCCUCGAGUGGCUAUCCCCACUUUCCCGGAGCGUAAGCGCCCGCAGGGUCAGCUGAAGCGCAACGCGGACGCUCAGCCACCAUCCCCUCGCCAUCGCAUGACGAAGAAAGUCUGUAAGGCGAUCACCGUGAAGGAGAAGCUGCACUGGUUGAAGAUGCAAGACUCUCAGCCCGACCUGGGGAAUCGCGCCUUGGCGAAGCUCGCGAAGGUGCAGCCCUGCCAGGUCCGCGAAUGGAGGAAGAUGAAGGAGCGGCUGGAGGUCGCAUCUAGCUGCCGCCGUCGCCUCAUGGGAUCUUGCCGCAAGGCGAAGUACCCGUUCAUGGAACGGGCUGUCUACCGCCACUUCCUUAACCACCAGGCGAAGGGCCUCGCCCUGAUUGACGACGAGCUCGUCGUCAACCCCUUCUACGCCGAAGCCCCCGUGCCGUCCGAGGAGCUGCAGCCGGCAGAGGAGGAUGUGGCCGCAGAGGAGGAGGCGGAGGCGGCGGCGGCGGCGGAAGAGGAGGAGUGGAACACGCCUGAAGAAGGGGAGGAGGCGGGAGUGUACAACGAAGACGAUGAGGAGUGGUGGCGUGCCGGCUGCUAUGACGGAGAGGAGUGUGAGGAAUGGGUCGCUGGGGACGAUGAGGACUAG